AUGCCCCUUUUCGCAUUCUCCCACACCCAUUCCCAUCACCGCAUUCCCCCUUCCCCAUUCCGACCUCUCGGUCCCGCAUUCCCCCAUCCGCAUCCGCCUUCCCCCUUCCCCAUUCCCCCAACCGCAUUCCCCCUUCCCCAUUUCCCCAUCCAAAUUCUCCCUUCCGCCUUCCCCCAUCCGCAUUCCCCCUUCCGCAUACCCCCAUCCCCAUUCCCCCUUCCGCGUUCCCCCUUCCGCUUUCCCCCUUCCGCGUUCCCCCUUCCGUAUUCCCCCUACCGCAUUCCCCCAUCCGCAUUCCCCCUUCCCCAUCCCCCCUUCCGAAUUCUCCCUUUCGCAUUCCCCCACCCGCAUUCCCUCCAUCCGCAUUCCCCCUUCCGCGUUCCCCCUUCCGCAUACCCCCUUUCGCAUUCCCCCUUCCCCUUUCCCCCUUCCGCAUUCCCCCUUCCCCUUUCCCCCUUCCGCAUUCCCCCUUCCGCCUUCCCCCUUCUGCGACGCCCCCCCACGCGUUCCCUCGCAAGCGUUCCCCCUUCCGUAUUCCCCCUUCAGCGUUCCCCCCUCCGUAUUCCCCCUACCGCAUUCCCCCAUCCGCAUUCCCCCUUCCCCAUCCCCCCUUCCGCCUUCCCCCAUCCGCAUUCCCCCUUCCGCAUUCCCCCCAUCCGCAUUCCCCCUUCCGCGUUCCCCCUUCCGCUUUCCCCCUUCCGCGUUCCCCCUUCCGUAUUCUCCCUACCGCAUUACCCCAUCCGCAUUCCCCCUUCCGCAUUCCCCCUUCCGCCUUCCCCCUUCCGCGACGCCCCCCCACGCGUUCCCUCGCAAGCGUUCCCCCUUCCGUAUUCCCCCUUCCGCGUUCCCCCUUCCAUAUGCGCCCUUCCGCGUUCCCCCAUCCGCAUCCCCCCUACCGCAUCCCCCCUUCCGCAUUCCCUCUUCGGCAUUCCCCCUUCCGCCUUCCCCCUUCCGCCUUCCCCCUUCCCCGUUCCCCCUUCCGCCUUCCCCGUUCCGCGUUUCCCCUUCCUCAUUCCCCCUUCCUCAUUCCCCCUUCCGCAUUCCCCCUUCCCCAUCCCCCCUUGCGCAUCCCUCGUUCACCCUUCCGCAUUCCCCCUUCCUCAUUCACCCCUCCUCAUUCCCCCUUCCGCAUUCCCCCUCCUGCAUUCCCCCAUUUUCCCCCCCAUGCCUCAUAGGGCCCCCCAUUCCAUCCCCAUGUUCCCCCCCUUUAGGCCCCAUGUUUCCCCCCUGCAUGUGAAAUCCUCAUGUUGCCAAGGCUGGGUGGUGAGUGCAUCGCUGCUCACAGCAGCAUGUGGAGUGCUCACCAGCAUAGGAACCACUCAGCCUGCAUACUCUGACUCACCUUCGCUUGUCACAUCCUCUUUUCCCACCCUACCCUUCCCUUCCAAAACGCCAAGGUUGGGUGGUGAGUGCAUCGCUGCUCACAGCAGCGUGUGGAGUGUUCACCAGCAUGGGAAGCUCACAGCUCGCACACUCUUGCUCGCCUUCCCUCGUCACAUCCUCUUUUCCCUCCGUCCCCCUCCCUUCCCAGAUGGGCGGUGA
This is a messenger RNA of Closterium sp. Yama58-4, 1542 nucleotides long. Lineage: Eukaryota; Viridiplantae; Streptophyta; Zygnematophyceae; Desmidiales; Closteriaceae. The record is from the annotation of a GenBank genome assembly.